AUGCAGCUUCCCCGACUGCCUUCAGGUGUGCCGCGCUAUGUGUUAAAUACUGGUAUCGCCAUUUUCGUGUUGUCGCUGGUGCUGUGGUCGAUCAACGCCUUAAACAUCACCAGUAUCGACACCCUACGUGGCAAGCUGACCCAGCCGCUGCCUUUGGAACAGAAUCAGGGACAGGAUGGCAUUAACAAUGAUGAAUUUUUGGAGCCGCCGCCCCCGCUGCAGUUGAUACCGUCUCCAACGCCGUCGCCAACACCCAGACCGGACGCAAAACUUGACGCAACAACAGACCGUCGUUGUAAUGCCGUCCCCAACGCCCCAGAUGUCGCUAUAAUUGUCAAAACAGGUGCCAAUGUGCUCUACGAUAAAAUUCCCUUCCAACUUCUCUCGGCCUGGCGUUGCGCCGAAGAUCCCCUUAUCUUUUCUGACCUUGCCACGACACUCGGCUCAUACCAGAUUUAUGAUGUGCUUGACAAUAUCACUGAGUCCAUCAAGAAUGGUCCAGACUUUGACUACUAUCGCAAACUGCAAGACUACAAGAAGUCUGGUCAGGAUGUGCGCGAACUCCGCACCGAAGGAGAAGCCGGAUGGAAAUUGGACAAAUACAAGUUUAUCCCUAUGCUGAAAAAGACAUGGAUGAUGCGACCGAACCACGAGUGGUAUGUCUUCCUCGAGGGAGACACGUAUGCGUUUUGGACAAAUAUUCUGUUAUGGUUGCAACAAUUCGACCCGAACGGACUGCACUAUUUGGGAGAGCAGACCUAUGUCAACAAUGAGGGUUUCGCUCACGGUGGAAGUGGAUUCAUUAUCUCCAGAGGCGCCAUGGCCAGGGUCUUGGACGACGACCCCGACAUCACCAUCCGUUAUGACCAAAUUGCCCAGAACGAGUACUAUGGCGAUUAUGUUCUGAUGAAAGCACUGAAAGAAAAGGGGGUUGAGUUGGGUCUCUAUAAACCUCUGUUGCAAGGAGAACCGCCUAGCAAUUUGCGCUACGGGCCUGGACGCUACGAAGGGGAAAGAUAUUGGUGUCAACCUUUGAUGUCGCUCCAUCACGUCACGCCUCUCGACGUGGAUGCCGUUUGGCAGUUUGAACAGCAGCGGGAAGACUUGUCGCAACCUAUUUUGUUCGCUGACAUGUACCAACAUUUUAUGGCUGAGCGCCUCCCUGAGGGCGAUAGUCUUGACGAUUGGUAUAAUCACUCAGACGAUGCUAAUAUCCGGGCCCCCGAUCAAGAGGAAGACAAACCCAUUCCACCAGAAGAGAUGACACCGACGCAGGAAGAAGCCUACAAGUCCCCCGAGCACUGUGCCGCUGCUUGCGCCGAGUAUCCUCGUUGCAUGCAAUAUGCAUACGAAUUCAUGGCAAAGGAGUGCUCGUACUCGUUUUCAUAUCGCUUUGGCGAGAAGCGCACCCGCAAAUCAGACGGCACCAGGUAUAAGUCUGGCUGGGUUAGGUCCAAGAUUGAAAAAGAUAUAGCAGAGAAUCCUUGCCCAUCUCCGGUGUGGAAAGGGUUCCAUACCCCUUGA
Molecule: messenger RNA, 1524 nt
Organism: Talaromyces amestolkiae
Lineage: Eukaryota; Fungi; Ascomycota; Eurotiomycetes; Eurotiales; Trichocomaceae
Exons: 1
Coding region: 1-1524 (507 amino acids)
Source: RefSeq, a predicted model, not a curated record